AUGGUGACGACACGGCUGGGCACCUCCCCUAGUUGCGCAACACGGGGACUAUAUCAGGAGAGUGAGCCAGAGAAGCGCAGUCACCCACUCCUCAACAUGCUGGCUAGACUGAUCCUCGUCUGUUGCUUGGUGGCGCUGGCCGUAGCCAGACCCCAGGGGCCCGCUCGGCCACCUGCGGAGAUCUUGGAGUACGAGAACAACAACAUUGGAGUCGACGGAUACAACUUCAGGUUCCAGACCAGCGAUGGAGUGUCCCGUAGCGAGACCGGUGUGCUGAACAAUGCAGGUACUGAGAACGAAGAGAUGACGGUCAACGGAGAAAUCAGCUUCACCACCGACGACGGCAAGAAGGUCACUAUCACUUUUGUGUCGGACGGGAACGGCUACAGGCCUGUGGUCACCACUUCGUAAUCUGUCCCUCCCUGAGCCAGCUUACCACUAAAGCUCAAUCUUGUAUCAUACAGUCAUGUUACUUUGUACAAAAUAUAUUACAUUUUUAUACA
Molecule: messenger RNA, 503 nt
Organism: Homalodisca vitripennis (glassy-winged sharpshooter)
Lineage: Eukaryota; Metazoa; Arthropoda; Insecta; Hemiptera; Cicadellidae
Product: endocuticle structural glycoprotein ABD-5-like
Exons: 4
Coding region: 1-411 (136 amino acids)
Cellular component (GO): chitin-based extracellular matrix
Molecular function (GO): structural constituent of chitin-based larval cuticle
Source: RefSeq, a predicted model, not a curated record